UUGAAAGGAAAUCGGAUUUGUUUCAAUGACUAUCUCAUCGAAAUGUAAACCUUCCAAUUUUGAUCUGGAGUCUAGAUUCAUAACACUUAUUAGCCUACAGCCUAACUCUGUUAAGGGGUACUUUUUUUUACAGGUGCUGCUAAAAAGAAAUUUCGUUUCGCUUAAAUUAAGAAGGUCAAAAUAUCAAAAAUAACAUGGCAGGAGAUUUUGUACCAGAAGAGGAGUUAAAUCUGACGGGCAUCAAGAAAUAUUUCAACAGCUACACCCUGAGAGGUAGAUUUAAUUUUGUUGUCGCUACAUACAGCAGCAUCUUUGCCAUGAUUGCUUGGUACAAGUACCGAAAGUCCAGACGAUCCACACAGGAGGAGACUGAGCCAUUGCUGGACUCUGAAGUCGAGAUGACCAAGGCGCAGGAGCCUAAGCCUAAGCCUAAAUCUAAAUCUGGUUGCCAAAGAUCUGAAUAUUACUAGACACUUGCUAGCUUUCUCUUACAAUAUGAUCUUCAAGUUAUUAAAUUCUGUUAUCGACUUUAAUUAAAUUAUUUUAUUAAUUCAA
Messenger RNA from Biomphalaria glabrata, 555 nucleotides. RefSeq names its product ATP synthase membrane subunit K, mitochondrial-like. The transcript is spliced from 3 exons. The coding region runs from base 195 to 470 and encodes 91 amino acids. NCBI's taxonomy places the organism in Eukaryota, Metazoa, Mollusca, Gastropoda, Planorbidae. The record is from RefSeq and is a predicted model, not a curated record.